Dipodomys spectabilis (banner-tailed kangaroo rat) is the source of this 2538-nucleotide messenger RNA. It is a transcript of the gene Ildr1, whose product is annotated as immunoglobulin like domain containing receptor 1. The record is from RefSeq and is a predicted model, not a curated record. The coding region runs from base 141 to 1784 and encodes 547 amino acids. Gene Ontology annotation, molecular function: high-density lipoprotein particle receptor activity. The transcript has 8 exons. NCBI's taxonomy places the organism in Eukaryota, Metazoa, Chordata, Mammalia, Rodentia, Heteromyidae. Gene Ontology annotation, cellular component: plasma membrane.
CCGGGAGGUCCCUGCGGGGAGACCAGCGUGGACCUCUUCGGGGGGCUUCUUCGGAGAUGUGCGCCCAGGGGUGGCCGCUAAGGGAGGCAGACUGGGCGCUCCGGAGCGCCUGAGCUGAAAGCGGCCGGAGAGGGGCCGGCAUGGGCGCCGAGCCGCCCGCACCUUGGCUGCUGCUCUUCACCUGGCUCCCAGCAGGGUGCCUGUCCUUGCUGGUAACCGUCCAGCACACAGAACGUUACGUCACCCUGUUUGCUUCAGUCACCCUCAAAUGUGAUUACACCACCUCUGCUCAGCUCCAGGAUGUGGUGGUGACGUGGCGCUUCAAGUCCUUCUGCAAGGACCCCAUCUUUGACUACUUCUCUGCCUCGUACCAGGCAGCACUGUCCCUAGGCCAAGAUCCCUCCAAUGACUGCAAUGAUAACCAGAGGGAAGUUCGCAUCGUGGCCCAGCGGAGGGGGCAGAAUGAGCCUGUGCUGGGGGUGGAUUACCGGCAACGCAAGAUCACCAUCCAGAACAGAGCUGAUCUAGUGAUUAACGAGGUGAUGUGGUGGGACCAUGGAGUAUACUAUUGUACCAUUGAGGCACCAGGGGACACAUCAGGAGACCCAGAUAAGGAGGUGAAGCUCAUUGUCCUCCACUGGCUGACGGUGAUCUUCAUCAUCAUGGGAGCCCUCCUCCUCCUGCUGCUGAUUGGUGUGUGCUGGUGCCAGUGCUGUCCUCAGUAUUGCUGCUGCUACAUCCGUUGCCCCUGCUGUCCUACCCGCUGCUGCUGCCCUGAAGAAGCCCUGGCCCGCCAUCACUACAUGAAGCAGGCUAAGGCCCUAGGUCCUCAGAUGAUGGAAAAACCCCUGUACUGGGGGGCAGACAGGAGCUCCCAGAUUUCAUCUUAUGCCAUGAACCCUCUGCUACAGCAAGAUCUCUCCUUACGGUCCAGCUUCCCACAGAUGCCAAUGACCCAGGCUGCGGCGCACCCUCCCGUGGCCGAUGGUGUCCUGGAGUAUUUGGAGAAAGAGCUCCGGAAUCUCAACCUGGCCCAGCCUCUGCCUCCGGACCCCAAAGCCAGAUCGGCCCAUCCCUGCAGCAUGAUUUCUUCCCUGGGCUCCGAGGUGGUGGAGCGCAGAGUCAUCCAGCUGCCCCCGCUCAUCAGAGGCCCCGCGGCCUCCUCCAGGACCAGCGUCUCCUCCCCCCAACAGUGGCUGUCCUCGGCUCCCCUGUCCAGAUCCUGGGACCUGGAGGGCAGGAGGCAGCACCCUGACUUCUACCAGGAACUCCAAGACCGGGGACCGAAACCCUGGAGUCUGGGGAGGAAGGAGCUGGACCCCCCGUGGAGUGGCCGGCGCUCCCGCUCCCGGUGGAACGGGGCGCCCCCGCCGCCCUGGUCGGACGGGGACAGCCUCAGCGAGGGGCCCCCGUCGUCGUCCAGGGAGGCGCGGUGGAGGCCGCGUCGGGAGAGGCCGCGCGGACCCAGCCCCGGGCCGGAUGCGCAGCGGAGGUCGGGGAGACCCCGCGGCCGGCGGCCCCGCAGCUACUCCCCGCCGCAGACCUCGGGCCUCAGCUCCUGGAGCUCCGAGGACGAGAAGGAGGCCACCCCUCCGAGCCGGGGACCCCAGGGCCGCCGCUGCCGCCACCGCCGCGGGUCCCAUUCCCCAAACCUGCCCGAGGAGAAGCCACCCAGCUACCGCUCGCUGGAUGUCACUUCAGGCAAGAAUGGCAGGAAAAAAGGGAGUGUGGAGAGGCGCUCGGAGAGAGAGAGCUCCCAUAGUGGAAGGAGUGUGGUCAUUUAGUCACCAGGCACAGCACGAACCUCCUGUGGCUAUUCCUGGGCUCCUGUGUGUCUCAGCAUUGCCCAAACUUCCAGCUGACUUGAGAAAGACACUGCAAGUUUGUACCUAACACUUUUGGCUUAGAUUCUGAGCAUCAAAUAGCAGCCAAGAGCUUUAGCCUGGAUUCAUGCUCUUUGAAUAGUUAUAUAGUCCCUGACUUGUAACAGACUCUCACUGGAUAAAUGACUGAUCUCUCGGGAAUUUGGUUGUGACAGGGGUAACAGUGCCAUUCUCACAGUGAGCACUCAUGAAUGUUUAAGAAGAAACCACCUUUGUUCCAGAAACAGGAAAUCUACGGAAUAUCACAAGAAUCUCAAGGGUACUUCUGUAUUAGGAGUCCGGCCUGCUUCUUGUAUCCUCAGUCCUGAGUAUGCCUGAGUUUCCGGUCAGAACCGGCAUAGAAAUUCCACAGCAAUGUAUCCUUUCACCCUGUUUAUUCUAAGUGUAGGCAUGACAGACAGGGUAAUGAUUUUGUGCCAGUCCCUUCCUGUUUCUUGUUUUCUUCUUGCUUUGUAGUGAUUUUAUGCCAGUCCCUUCCUGUUUCUUGUUUUCUUCUUGCUUUUUUUUAAACCCCUCUACAUCUAUUUAUAUUUUCUUAUUUAUGUGUUCACUAGUAUCCCUUUAAAUGUUUCUGGAGAACAACGCUGUAUACAUUAGGAAAAGAACCGAUGUAAUGGGCUAAGGGUUUUCUUCCAAAUAAAUAUCUGCUUUUCUA